Messenger RNA from Neoarthrinium moseri, 933 nucleotides. RefSeq lists its product as uncharacterized. Lineage: Eukaryota; Fungi; Ascomycota; Sordariomycetes; Amphisphaeriales; Apiosporaceae. The record is from RefSeq and is a predicted model, not a curated record. The transcript is spliced from 2 exons. The coding region runs from base 1 to 933 and encodes 310 amino acids.
AUGCCUUUUCCUCCGCGAGAUGCAGCUGCGAAUUCCACGCUAGGGUUUGAGAAGUUGGUAGCAGUCUCAGUCGGCCCAAGUUGGCGCACGCGAGGCCUUCAUGCUGCCGCAAAAUUGACCGGAUUAGACAUCACCAUACCGCCUCAGCCGCAAGUAUCUGACGAGUUUGUCCGAGCAUUUCAGAAUCUUGGUGCAGCCGAAGGCCAACGCACUCCACAACCUGGAUCAGCCAGGGCGUGGCUCGCUCAUCUCGAUCUACUCAAAUAUGUUGUCACCUCGCAGGUGGAGACCGCCCUGAUCGUUGAGGACGAUGUCGACUGGGAUGUCAGACUGCGAGACCAGAUGCGCUUGAUAUCAGACAACGUGCGGAACUACACACAUACUCACGAAGAGGAUACGACACCAUUCGGCCUUGACUGGGAUGUUCUCUGGUUGGGGCACUGUGGUUCUGUCACUGAAGACUCCAUGCCUCACCCCCUUGUCUACGCCGAUGACACUCGGUGCGAGGCAGAAUUGUACUCUGGUUGGUCAAAGUACUUCCUGCAGGGCAAGGUGCCAGCUGGCCAUCGCCAGGUGCAAGCCUCUUUCGUCACUGUCUGCACUUUUGCCUAUGGGGUCACAAAGGCAAGCGCGCAGAAACUCUUGGCACUCUUAUCAAAGGGGGGCGAUGAGGCCUUUGACGUCAGCCUAUCGGCGUAUUGUCGCGAUGGGUCACUGCAUUGCUUAGUCAUUAACCCUCAAGUGUUUAACCACUACGAGCCACCCGCUCGGCACGGCUACACGAGUGAGGUGCAUGCAGGCGACGGACUGGGUCGCUCUGCUGAGGAAGCCGAUUUUGAAAAGGUCAAGGGAGCGACUGGAAAUAUUGUAGAGAGUGCUCGUUGCAGUGCUCUUUUCAACGAGACUUGCAUGCGGCCCCCUUCAGAUAUGUGA